AUGUCCGAGAAUCUUGACAAUUUGUUCCUAAGCAUAGCUCAAAGCACGGAAGACGGAGUGCGUGGUCUUCUUGAUGCAUUCUUUGGCUUUCUUUCUCGCCGGACAGAUUUCUACUACGGUGCCACGGAGAAGGAUUGCAAAGACCUCGUUUUACAGGCCUUCAAAAAGCACAAGGAUUCAGCGCUAGAACGGCACAGGAAAGAACGCGAAGAGUUACAGGAACGUGAAGAUCGCGAGCGCAAACGUCGUGCGGAACGAGCCGAGGAGGCCAUCAAGGCUAACAUGAAAGGCGAUGAUAUGCCAAACGGCAAUCAAACCUCAGAAACCACUGAAUCACAGCCGUCAAGCACAGAGGUCGAACCGGAGAAACCUGAGCUGGAAAAAGCUGAUUUACCUAAACCAGUCAAGGUUGGCCCUGGUGAUGAUGAAGACGAGGAUGAAGCAGAUAAGGGAAAGCUUAGACCGAACGAAGGCAAUGGUGGUGAUUUACCAAACUAUAGAUGGUUCCAAACCUUGGGCGAAGUAGAUAUUCGAGUGCCCACCAAGGUGAACUAA
Molecule: messenger RNA, 555 nt
Organism: Echinostoma caproni
Lineage: Eukaryota; Metazoa; Platyhelminthes; Trematoda; Plagiorchiida; Echinostomatidae
Source: the annotation of a GenBank genome assembly